Messenger RNA from Cladophialophora yegresii CBS 114405, 2073 nucleotides. RefSeq lists its product as uncharacterized. Gene Ontology annotation, cellular component: nucleus. The record is from RefSeq and is a predicted model, not a curated record. The transcript is spliced from 3 exons. Bases 1 to 2073 code for a protein of 690 amino acids. NCBI's taxonomy places the organism in Eukaryota, Fungi, Ascomycota, Eurotiomycetes, Chaetothyriales, Herpotrichiellaceae.
AUGUUAGACCUCGAAGACAGCCCGCCGCCACUGAAUCACUCGCCGUCUCCGAGUGAUCGGUCGCAAUUCACUUCUCGAGAUACCACUCCCGUGACACCCGUCGGCAACGGCCCGUCCUUCAGCAGGAAGACUGAGAAAGACCUUCUGCCGUGGUUCAAGAAACCCAUCGACGUAGGACGCACGACUACACGACUCUGCUUGGACACCGACACCUCACUACUGGCGCCUGACUUCGACGACAACACCUUUCCAACAUUUGGUGUCUCGCCACCGCGGCAGGGAAUGGCGAGCGUAGCCAGACCUUUCGACAUCUCCGUGAGACAAACAUCGACAUCGCCACGCGGAAAUCAACCUUCCAACUUGACUUCGGCAUUGCAGAGAAGUGACAGUGAAGAGAAGCGCAUGAUGGCGAACGCCACACCAGACACGGCCUUGAACCGCCCCAUACCCCAAAUGCCGUCGAACUCGUCGAGCGAUUUUUCCAACUUCGAACACGGCGCUCGGCCGAUUUCGAUGAAGGGAAGGCCUGACGACAGGGCGCGGCGUGAGAGUUUGGCGCAGAGUCUCAACGCGGGCAUGAGCUGGGGAGGGAUCUCAGUAGGGAGCUGGAUCCGGGAUGACAUGGUCAUGUCCGGCACGUCACCUUUUACCUUCAAUUCACCUUCAUUCCACUCCUCCUCCUACCUCCCAAAGCUUGAGGCCAAUUUUAUGAAAGAUUUCUCGUGCUGUGGCCUCACCUUACCCACCCUACACGAUCUAUUACAGCACUAUGAAGAAGCCCACGCCCAGAAGGAUCCGGUGCAGCCCCAUGCUGCUCAACACACCGUUCCUGAUAGCCGAGCCGCUAUUGCUGCGACGACUGCAGCUCAAGUGCAACAAGAGGCGCAGCAGCGGAGUCAACAACAGCAAUCGCAGAACGCUCCAGGUCGGCCGUUCGGUAUGCAGCAGCCCGCUCCCCAGAACGUGCACAGAUCCUCAACAGGCUUCUCCAGCACAUUGCAGACGAUCCCAGAUAUGGACACUGUCGAAGACAUGGAGAUGGAUGAUAUUGACGGCGCUGAUGAGACAACUCCGCCCCCGAAUCUCUAUACUCAGAAUGCCCAAGCCUCUCCUCAGACCUCCUUUGCCGCUCCCUCGCAACAGCCCCAAAUACCCCAACUCAACACCAGCAUGAUGCAGGGACACCAAGCUUAUCGACAAUCCACUCCCAACACGCCCGUAGCUACGGGGCGAAAUGCUGCUCGAUUUCAGGGCAACACUUCCUCCACAUUGAUGGCGAACCCCAUGCAGCAGUUCCAAGACCUCCAAACUGGGUAUCGGGGUACCCCGGAUUCCUCAGCCCCCGGCACGCCCGGUGAGAUGGCUGACGGGAUGAUGGAUGGGAUGGAUGACAUGUCAAUGCAGAACAUAGCUCUGUACAAUGGGCUUCCCAAUGGUAUGGGUGGUUAUGGUUUCGGCAUGAACAAUGACAUGAUCGAUCUCUGCAUAGACGAGCCGUCCAAGCGACUCUUCUCCACGGCUAACCAAGGCAUCAGCCAAGCACAAACAACACAGCAGCAGAUUCAGAACCGGCUCGGAACCGGGCAGUACGCGGCGAACAGCGACAUUGCCCGGACGAUUCGUGAGCGGCAAGUGGCUGCCGGGUUGCCCGACACUACGACAAACAUUCUCCCCCAUGAAGAGCCUAAGCCGUUCCGAUGCCCGGUGAUUGGCUGUGAGAAGGCUUACAAGAACCAGAACGGCUUGAAAUAUCACAAAACACACGGACACAACAACCAGCGCCUCCACGAGAACGGAGACGGCACUUUUUCCAUUGUCGACCCUGACACCCAAGCCCCAUAUCCUGGUACCAUGGGUAUGGAGAAGGAGAAGCCGUACAAGUGCGACGUCUGCCAGAAGCGGUACAAGAACCUCAACGGGCUCAAGUAUCACAAGACGCACUCGCCGCCGUGCAACCCAGACCUCCAAAUAAAUGCGAACAAGAGUCCAUCACUAAAUAUGCCUGGCAUGGUUGCAGGUCAACAUUCCGGAAACAUGGGAGCUGGCCUCUCAGGAGAUCUGUCAAUGAUGUGA